AGUGGAGGAGGCUGGCACCGCAGCUCUGAGCGGAGUUUCCUGUUGAGUUUCAGUGUUUGAGGCACAGGAACUCCCUGCUCGGCUUCUCUUCCCCCGCCCAUGAUAAUAACACCGACCGAGGAAAGAUUCCUCAGUCCGACGAGCGAAAAAAAUCUUGGGUUGAAGACUUAAAACCUGGACUUCCAAGUCGCCAGAGGGAUCAACAUUCCGGUUAAAUGGCGCUGUAGUCGGGUUUCUAAACGCACAAGUUUUCCUCGCUAACCAACAACUGCGGUAACAUGGCGUCCACAGUGACUUUAGAGGAUGCCCUCUCCAAUGUGGACCUGCUGGAGGAGCUGCCGCUGCCGGACCAGCAGCCAUGCAUCGAGCCCCUCCCCUCAUCAGUCAUGUUUCAGCCCAACUUCAACACCAACUUUGAGGACCGCAAUGCAUUCGUCACCGGCAUCGCCAGAUACAUCGAGCAGGCCACCGUCCACUCCAGCAUGAAUGAGAUGCUGGAGGAGGGGCAGGAGUAUGCCAUCAUGCUCUACACCUGGAGGAGCUGCUCUCGUGCAAUACCACAGGUGAAAUGCAACGAACAGCCCAACAGAGUGGAGAUCUACGAGAAGACAGUGGAGGUCCUGGAGCCGGAAGUCACCAAGCUGAUGAAUUUCAUGUACUUCCAGCGUACAGCAAUCGACCGUUUCUGCGGAGAAGUCCGUCGUCUCUGUCACACCGAGCGCAGAAAAGACUUCGUCUCCGAGGCGUACCUGCUAACCCUCGGCAAGUUCAUCAACAUGUUCGCUGUGCUGGAUGAGCUGAAGAACAUGAAAUGCAGUGUCAAGAACGACCACUCAGCCUACAAACGAGCUGCCCAGUUCCUCAGAAAAAUGUCUGAGCCUUCAUCCAUCCAGGAGUCUCAGAACUUGUCCAUGUUCCUGGCAAACCACAACAAAAUCACUCAGUCUUUGCAGCAGCAGCUGGAAGUGAUUAAUGGAUACGAGGAGCUGCUGGCAGACAUUGUCAACCUGUGUGUCGAUUACUACGAGAACAAGAUGUACCUCACCCCCAGUGAGAAACACAUGCUGCUCAAAGUAAUGGGGUUUGGCUUGUACCUCAUGGAUGGAAACAGCAGCAACAUCUACAAACUAGAUGCCAAGAAGAGAAUUAACCUGACCAAGAUCGACAAGUUUUUCAAGCAACUCCAGGUGGUCCCUCUGUUUGGUGACAUGCAGAUUGAGUUGUCCCGGUACAUCAAGACCAGUGCUCACUUUGAAGAGAACAAAUCCAGGUGGACUUGCACGUCUAUAGGCAGCAGCCCCCAGUACAACAUCUGUGAGCAGAUGAUUCAGAUCCGCGAGGACCAUAUGCGCUUCAUCUCGGAGCUGGCUCGCUAUAGCAACAGUGAGGUGGUGACCGGAUCAGGGCGUCAGGAAGCCCAAAAGACUGAUACUGAGUACAGGAAGCUGUUUGACUUGGCCCUGCAGGGCAUGCAGCUGCUCUCCCAGUGGAGUGCUCACGUCAUGGAAGUGUACUCCUGGAAACUGGUUCAUCCAACUGACAAGUACUCCAACAAGGAGUGCCCUGACAACGCUGAGGAGUAUGAGAGAGCCACCAGAUACAACUACACAAGCGAGGAGAAGUUUGCUCUUGUGGAGGUGAUGGCAAUGAUAAAGGGACUGCAGGUGUUGAUGGGACGCAUGGAGAGUGUUUUCAACCACGCCAUCCGUCACACCAUCUACUCAGCUCUGCAGGACUUUGCUCAAAUCACUCUGCGUGACCCACUCCGGCAGGCCAUCAAGAAGAAGAAAAAUGUUGUCCAGAGCGUCCUCCAGGCCAUCCGGAAGACAGUGUGUGACUGGGAGACCGGCCGGGAGCCACACAACGACCCCGCCCUCCGUGGAGAAAAAGAUCCAAAGGGUGGCUUUGAUAUCAAGGUUCCUCGCCGUGCAGUGGGGCCCUCCAGUACACAGCUCUACAUGGUGAGGACUAUGCUGGAGUCGCUUGUUGCUGACAAAAGUGGCUCUAAGAAGACUUUGCGCAGCAGUCUGGAAGGCCCCACCAUCCUGGACAUUGAGAAGUUUCACCGCGAGUCUUUCUUUUACACCCAUCUGCUGAACUUCAGUGAGACCUUGCAGCAGUGUUGUGACCUUUCCCAGCUCUGGUUCAGGGAGUUCUUCCUGGAGCUCACAAUGGGCCGCAGGAUCCAGUUUCCCAUCGAGAUGUCCAUGCCCUGGAUCCUCACCGACCACAUCCUGGAGACAAAGGAAGCAUCCAUGAUGGAGUAUGUGCUGUAUCCCCUGGAUUUGUACAAUGACAGUGCACACUACGCCCUGACCAAAUUCAAGAAGCAGUUCCUCUAUGACGAAAUAGAGGCUGAGGUGAACUUGUGCUUUGAUCAGUUUGUCUACAAGCUGGCUGAUCAGAUAUUUGCCUACUACAAGAUUCUAGCAGGAAGUCUUCUGCUUGACAAACGUUUGAGAGCCGACUGCAAGAACCAAGGGGCCAACAUUCCCUGGCCGUCCUCCAACCGCUACGAGACACUGCUGAAACAGCGCCACGUCCAGCUUCUAGGCCGCUCCAUUGAUCUAAACAGGCUCAUCACUCAGAGGGUUUCAGCUGCCCUUUACAAGUCCCUAGAGCUGGCCAUCAACCGCUUCGAGAGUGAGGACCUCACCUCAAUCGUGGAACUGGAAGCUCUUCUGGACAUCAACCGCAUGACACACAAGCUCCUCAGUAAGUUCUUGACUCUGGACAGCUUGGACGCCAUGUUCCGCGAGGCCAACCACAACGUGUCGGCCCCCUACGGCCGGAUAACACUGCACGUCUUCUGGGAGCUCAAUUAUGACUUCUUGCCCAACUACUGCUACAAUGGCUCCACCAACAGGUUUGUGCGCACCAUCCUACCCUUCUCUCAGGAGUUCCAGAGGGACAAACCACCCAACGCUCAGCCCCAGUAUUUGUAUGGGUCAAAGACCUUGAACCUCGCGUACAGCAGCAUAUUUAGCUCCUACAGGAACUUUGUUGGUCCCCCUCACAUCAAGGUCAUGUGCAGACUGCUGGGCUACCAGGGCAUCGCUGUGGUGAUGGAGGAGCUGCUGAAGGUCGUCAAAAGCCUGCUUCAGGGCACCAUAAUGCAGUAUGUGAAGACCCUGAUGGAGGUGAUGCCCAAGAUCUGCCGACUUCCCCGCCACGAGUACGGUUCCCCAGGUAUCCUAGAAUUCUUUCACCACCAGCUGAAGGACAUUGUUGAGUACGCUGAGCUCAAGACGGUGUGUUUCCAGAACCUGAGGGAAGUGGGCAACGCCAUGCUGUUCUGUCUGCUGAGCGAGCAGAGUCUGUCACAGGAAGAAGUUUGUGAUUUGCUGCAUGCUGCACCGUUUCAGAACAUUCUUCCAAGAGUCCACGUCAAAGAGGGGGAACGCCUUGAUGCUAAGAUGAAGCGCUUGGAAGCCAAAUACACAGCACUGCAUUUGGUUCCACUGAUAGAGCGCCUUGGCACCCCACAGCAAAUUGCCAUUGCUCGUGAGGGCGACCUCCUGACCAAAGAGAGGCUGUGCUGCGGUUUGUCCAUGUUCGAGGUCAUCCUCACACGCGUGCGAGGCUUCUUGGACGACCCCAUCUGGCGUGGACCGCUGCCCAGCAAUGGCGUGAUGCACGUGGACGAGUGUGUGGAGUUCCACCGUCUCUGGAGUGCCAUGCAGUUUGUGUACUGCAUCCCUGUGGGAGCCCAUGAGUUCACAGUGGAGCAGUGCUUCGGAGACGGCCUCCACUGGGCUGGCUGCAUGAUCAUCGCCCUCCUGGGACAGCACAGACGCUUUGACAUCCUCGACUUCAGCUACCACCUUCUCAAGGUGCAGAAGCAUGACGGCAAGGAUGAGGUCAUCAAGAGCGUGCCACUGAAGAAAAUGGUUGACAGAAUCCGCAAAUUCCAAGUCCUCAACAAUGAGAUUUUUGCUAUCCUGAACAAGUACCUGAAGUCUGGAGAUGGAGAGAACAUGCCGGUCGAACACGUCCGAUGCUUCCAACCACCGAUACACCAGUCGCUUGCCAGCAGCUGAGGUGCUGCUGCCACUGUCGAUACUAUGGACCAGCGUGAAGUUCCAAACACUGUUAGCAUUACCAGACUAUCCACAAAUAUUCCUCAUCAUUUACUUUAGGUCUUUAGUAGCAAAGGACCAUUAAAUGUAAGGAAGUUGGGCCACAUUUUUUGUCAGAAUGUUUGUUUUUUUGUAUUCACUUGUGCCUUAUAAGAAAUGAAUAGAUAUUUGCCCUUUCUGGAUGAACUACUCUUUGUUUUAUACUUGCAGAAAGCUAUAGAUCAGGGAAGGGAAAUUAGUUUUAUCAGAUAAGUAUUUAAGGGUUUGCAGUGGUGGAAUGUUAAGGGUGAACAGCAACCUAUUUUAAGUGGGGGUGAAAGUAAAUUUGUAUUUUCCAUAUUGUUGAACAUGCAUGCUAAACAUUUUAAAGGAAAUUGAAAAGUAACAAAGCUCAUACUCAUGUUAAGCAUUUAUUCACUGUGCCUUGUGUUUCAAAUGUUUUAAUCAUUUUAAUUCAAUAAAUAUGUAACAAAUCUGA
Molecule: messenger RNA, 4557 nt
Organism: Siniperca chuatsi (mandarin fish)
Lineage: Eukaryota; Metazoa; Chordata; Actinopteri; Centrarchiformes; Sinipercidae
Gene: cyfip1
Product: cytoplasmic FMR1 interacting protein 1
Exons: 31
Coding region: 279-4040 (1253 amino acids)
Biological process (GO): axon guidance; regulation of actin filament polymerization; cell morphogenesis
Cellular component (GO): SCAR complex; neuron projection; synapse
Molecular function (GO): RNA 7-methylguanosine cap binding; small GTPase binding
Source: RefSeq, a predicted model, not a curated record